AGAUAUUUUAACCACAAAUCUCAAUGUCCUUAUCCGAGACCGAAUCAGUCAGCCAAGUCUCUUUGAAAACCAGAAUAUCAGGGAUUGUGUCCUGUACCCAGAUAUGAGGAAGGUCCAACUGAGAUACCAACAAAGACACAGCCAGGAGUACACUCAGACUAGCUUGGAACAUAGAGUAGCUUUUUGUACCUCUUAUCAGGGUGAUUGACAGUUUGUUGAUAAUUGUGAGAGGUUUUUGUGAGAGGUAUUUCCUCCGCACACUGUUUCAGACUAGAAGGACAGACAAAGAGACAUAGACAGAAAGAAAAGAGAGAGACACACAAAGCAAUAAACACACAGACAUUCAGUGUUGGAAGACAGCCAUGGGAGUUGAGGAGCAGAGGGCUGGGGAGUUUUACGUGGAGAGGGAUGUUAUGAACGAGCUUUGCUUGGACAAGUUGGCCAGAAGACGGACUCACUCCACCAGACCUCUCCUGAAGGAGCGGGUGAAAGAUUCCCUCAGGUGUUCAGUGCCCAAGCUGAAGCGUUCUGUGCUGAGCUUUAUACCUAUCCUGUCAUGGCUGCCUCGUUACUCAGUGAGACAAGACGCACUGGGAGACCUCAUAUCUGGCAUAAGCAUUGGCAUCAUGCACCUGCCUAUGGGUUUGGCCUAUGCUCUGCUGGCCUCUGUGCCCCCAGUGUUUGGCCUCUACACUUCCUUCUACCCUGUACUCAUGUACUGCAUCUUUGGCACCUCCAGACACAUCUCCGUAGGCGCAUUUGCUGUGACCAGCAUCAUGAUAGGCACCACGACAGAGAGGCUGGCCCCAAACAGUAACUUCAUGAUUCUAAAUGGAACCAAUGGGACUGAAGUUAUAGAUGUAGUAGCCCGUGAUGUCGCCAGAGUACAGAUAGCAGCCAGCACCACCUUACUGAGUGGGAUCUUUCUGUUUCUGCUGGGCAUGAUUCGGUUUGGUUUUGCGGUGACGUUCCUGUCGGAUCCCAUGGUACGUGCUUACAUGACAGGAGCAGGUAUACAUGUGGUACUUUCCCAACUCCCAAGCCUCUUUGGGAUCCGCGUUGGACGCUUCUCCGGACCGCUGUCUCAGGUCUAUCUCCUAAUAGAUAUCUGUAGACAUCUGCCAGAGACUAACAUUGCGGCCGUGGUGGUAACUCUUGUGGCCUUGGCGGUCCUCAUAGCGGUCAAAGAACUCAACAUUUACUAUGAGAAGAAAAUGCCUGUGCCCGUUCCAAUAGAACUCAUAACGAUCGUAGUAGCAACACUUAUCUCUUACUACUGCAAACUGCACAGCCUAUACAAAGUGGCCGUCAUCGGACAGAUCCCCAAAGGACUAAAGGCUCCCAGGUCACCUGACGUUAGUAUGUGGGGUUCGGUAGUUGGUGAUGCAUUCGUAGUAGGCAUAGUGGGAUAUGCCCUUAACAUCUCCUUGGGAAAAAUCUUUGGCCAAAAACACGGCUACAAUGUGGACAGCAACCAGGAGAUGGUAGCUAUUGGUCUCUGUAACAUAGUGGGAGGAUUCUUUCAAUGCCACGCUAUUGCUGCUUCUCCGUCACGUACCCUCCUCCAGGAUAGCACUGGGGGCAAGACACAGGUUGUGGGGCUGAUUUCUUCAGUACUUGUGCUGAUCUUCAUUCUGCAACUGGGGUCACUAUUUGAGGAGCUACCCAAGGCUGUCCUGGCCUGUAUAGUGCUUGUGAACCUGAAAGGCCUUUUUAUGCAGUUUAAAGACAUUCCUGCACUCUGGAAGAGCAAUAAGGUCGACCUGCUGGUGUGGUUGGUAACGCUGGUGUGUACUAUCUUACUGAACCUGGACAUCGGCCUAGGUGCAUCCAUCGGCUUCUCUAUGCUCACUGUCAUCUUCAAAACACAACUGCCGAGGUACUCUAUCCUGGGGCAUGUUCCUGGGACUGAGCUCUACCUGGAUACAGACACAUAUGAGGAGGCUAAAGAGAUACCAGGUAUCACCAUCUUCCGUUCCUCCACCACAAUGUACUAUACCAACGCUCAGCUCUACCUGGACGCACUGCAGGAGAAGAGUGGAAUUGACAUUGGAAUGCUGCUGAUGAAAAAGAAGAAAAGAGACACUGAAGAAAAGAGAAAAGACGAGAAAGAAAAAAACAAAGCCAAAAAAGAGGCAAAAAAGAAUGGUGUGAAUGGACGCCUACCCAACAAUACAGUCCAUCCAGAUGACAAGAGGGAUGAGGAGAAAGGUUCCCCAGACCUGAAAUUGAACCAGACAGCCAUUGCCCUAGUUGACCGACCCAUCAACGGACAGGUGAACUGGGGUUUUGAGCAGCAAGGUAACGGGUUCGACCAGGACUCUAAAACUGAUAUUCAUGGCGAUGAUCACAUAACACAGAUGUCCAGUACCGGAAGAGAAGGGGAGAUGGGGAGGAGCUCCGUCAACGACACACACACCAUCAUCCUGGACCUAUCCACAGCCAACUUUGCUGACACGGCCACUGUGAAGACGCUGAAAAAUAUAUUCCUAAACUACAGAAAGAUUGACAUUGACAUUUAUUUAACUGGAUGCCAAGUCUGUGUGGUGGAGCAGUUAUCGAGUGCAGGCUUCUUCUCUGAGUCCAUCCCUAAAAGCUGUCUGUUCGCUACGAUCCACGACGCGGUGCUACACUGCCUCCGACUGCAUGGGGCCUCAGACGUACCCAUCAUCUACGAGUAUGCUCUGGACUUGACCUGCACUACCAACAUGUAACCAACAGGGGUCACUUUGUUCCUCUUCCACUCCACCUUCCUCCUUCCAUAACUUCACCUUCAUCUGCCUGGCUUCCCAUUGGUUCCCCUCACCUCUUCCCUCUCUGUGAAAGAGAAUGCACCACCGUGUGUGCGUGUGUUUUGCCGAUUGGACCAAGGCAGUUCCCCCUUCAUGUUAUGUUAUAUAACUGAACACAAAAUACCUCCCCGAAAUACAACUAUAAAACUCCCCAAAAUAUUUGUCAGCCACCUAAGAUGUGUCGUCUAGUCAGCAGUUCCCUUCACCUCCCUAUUUAAUCCAUUCCUACUGGGGCCAGUGUGUCCCAGACAGUAGUAUGUCCUGUACCUCAGGGGCCUUCUCCCAUAUAUAAAUACACAUUCUUAUAUAUAUACAUACACACACAUAAAUAUACAUACAGUAUACUGUAUAUAUAUAUAUACACACAG
This is a messenger RNA of Oncorhynchus mykiss (rainbow trout), 3160 nucleotides long. NCBI's taxonomy places the organism in Eukaryota, Metazoa, Chordata, Actinopteri, Salmoniformes, Salmonidae. The record is from RefSeq and is a predicted model, not a curated record.